ACCCUUAAACUACCACAAUUAAUGGUUUGUAUGAGAUGUUGUGCUGAUAUGCUGUGUAUAGUUUUUGCCAAACAUGCCACUGUGUCUUAUCCACUUUGGUCCCAUUUGUCCAAAGGACAAUGUUCCAGCAGUCUGCUAGAGAGAAGUUCCCUGAAGACGGGCUCCAACACGAGUCCAGAAAGUUUGGAAGACAAAACCUCUGGUCCCAGUGACCAAUCCAGAUUGGAUCCUGAGCUAUGGUCAAUAUUUGAGUUCCACUUAGCAGCACUGGCAUCUUUGAAAGGCGACAUCGUUGAUCUUAAUAAGCGCUUACAGCAAACAGAACGAGAGAGAGAUUUGUUGGAAAAGAAAUUGGCAAAAGCCCAGUGUGAGCAAUCUCACCUAAUGAGAGAGCAUGAAGAUGUACAAGAGCGUACAACGCUUCGUUAUGAGGAACGGAUCACAGAGCUUCAUAGCAUUAUUGCAGAGCUAAAUAAGAAAAUAGAUCGACUGCAAGGAACUACUAUAAGAGAAGAAGAUGAAUAUUCUGAACUGCGAUCAGAACUCAGUCAGAGUCAGCAUGAGGUCAAUGAUGAUUCACAUAGCAUGGACCAAGAUCAGAUCUCUGCUUCCCUUCCAGAGAACCAGUCAACUAUGGUCACAGCUGACAUUGAUACCUGUAGUGACUUAAACUCGGAAUUGCAGAGAGUGCUGACAGGACUGGAGAAUGUUGUCUGCGGGAGAAAGAAGAGCAGCUGUAACUUGUCUGUGGCAGAUGUCGACCGGCAUAUUGAACAGCUCACAACUGCCAGUGAACACUGUGACUUAGCCAUUAAGACAGUUGAGGAGAUUGAAGGUGUGCUUGGGCGGGAUUUGUACCCAAAUUUGGCUGAAGAAAGGUCCCGAUGGGAGAAGGAACUGGCAGGUUUGAGGGAAGAGAAUGAAAGCUUAACAGCAAUGUUGUGCAGCAAGGAAGAAGAAUUAAACAGAACUAAGGCCACCAUGAAUGCUAUCCGUGAAGAACGAGACAGAUUACGCAGAAGGGUUAGAGAACUACAGACCCGAUUACAGAGUGUUCAGGCAACAGGCCCAUCAAGUCCAGGUCGUCUCACUUCUGCAAACCGUCCCAUUAAUCCUAGCACUGGAGAACUAAGCACCAGCAGCAGUAGUAAUGACAUUCCCAUUGCUAAGAUUGCGGAGAGAGUGAAGCUUUCAAAGACGAGGUCAGAAUCCUCAGCAUCUGAUCGUCCUGUCCUGGGAUCAGAAAUCAGCAGCAUAGGAGUAUCCAGUAGUGUGGCAGAACACCUGGCACAUUCUCUUCAAGACUGUUCCAAUAUACAAGAGAUUUUCCAAACACUCUACUCACAUGGAUCUGCUAUCUCUGAAAGCAAAAUUAGAGAAUUUGAAGUAGAAACAGAACGGUUGAACAGUCGCAUCGAGCACUUAAAAUCUCAGAAUGAUUUAUUGACAAUAACUCUGGAAGAGUGUAAGAGCAAUGCUGAAAGGAUGAGCAUGUUGGUUGGAAAAUAUGAAUCCAAUGCCACAGCCCUCAGGCUGGCAUUGCAAUACAGUGAACAGUGCAUUGAAGCCUAUGAGCUGUUGCUAGCAUUGGCUGAAAGUGAACAGUCUCUCAUUCUUGGACAAUUCAGAGCUGCAGGUGUUGGGUCUGUUGGGGAUCAAACAGGAGAUGAAAGCAUCACCCAGAUGCUUAAAAGAGCCCAUGACUGUAGGAAGACAGCUGAGAAUGCAGCCAAAGCCCUGUUGAUGAAAUUGGAUGGAAGCUGUGGGGGAGCCUAUGCAGUUACUGGCUGUAGUGUACAGCCCUGGGAGAGUCUUUCUUCCAACAGUCAUACCAGUACUACUAGUUCAACAGCAAGCAGUUGUGACACAGAGUUCACAAAGGAGGAUGAGCAGAGAUUGAAGGACUACAUUCAACAACUAAAAAAUGAUAGAGCAGCUAUUAAAUUAACUAUGCUGGAGCUGGAGAGCAUCCAUAUUGACCCCCUCAGUUAUGAUGUCAAGCCUCGUGGAGACAGCCAAAGACUGGAUCUAGAAAACGCUGUACUUAUGCAGGAACUCAUGGCAAUGAAGGAAGAAAUGGCAGAACUGAAAGCACAGCUGUACUUGCUAGAAAAAGAGAAGAAAGCUCUCGAGUUGAAGUUGAGCAGUCGAGAAGCUCAGGAACAAGCAUAUUUGGUCCACAUUGAGCACCUAAAAUCAGAAGUAGAAGAGCAAAAAGAACAGAGAAUGAGGUCUCUCAGUUCAACUGGUAGCAGCAGCAAAGACAAGUCAAGUAAGGAGUGCACAGAUGGCACAUCAGCAUCAUUAACACUAACUGAGCUCAAAUCUUACAAUGAAAGUGAGCUGACUGCAGAAUUGGCAAAUGCCCUCAGACGGGAAAAGAAACUGAAAUCCAGAGUGCAGGAGUUGGUGAAUGCCUUGGAAAGACUAACUAAGAGCAGCGAAAUUCGGCAUCAACAGUCUGCAGAGUUUGUUAAUGAUUUGAAAAGAGCAAACAGUAACCUUGUGGCUGCCUAUGAGAAAGCAAAGAAGAAGCACCAAAAUAAGCUGAAGAAACUGGAAUCCCAGAUGAUGGCAAUGGUGGAAAGACAUGAGACUCAAGUCAGGAUGCUCAAACAAAGAAUUGCUUUGCUGGAAGAAGAGAAUUCAAGACCCCAUACCAAUGAAACAUCGCUUUAAGAGAUAUUAGUUUUCUUUAAUCAAUGUGCCAUUACAAAAAUGACUCCUUACAAGACUCGAGAUAGUAAACACAGUUGUUAAUUGAUACAAACCAGGCAAAGUUGGAGAUCAGUACCUCAUAGUGAGAUUGCAACUUCAACAAUACACAGCCAUGGGCAGGAGCCCCCAAACAAUGUUUUUGUAUAAUUGAGCAUACUCAGUGCCUGAUGGUAAAUGUAUCAGUUUAUCACAUUUUCCAUGUAAUAGUUUUACUGAUAUUAUUACAGAUUAUCUUAUAAAUUUCAAAUUUGUAUGUAAGUAUAUUCUUCUGCUCUUAUUCACUGAACACUCUCUUUGGAGUCUACCAUAAACAAUGAGGCAGUGCUGGAACACCAGUGCACUCAUCGCUUUCAUUUGGAUAAUAGCAUUUCUUUUCCCAUUUUCUUUUGUCAUUCAUUCUGCAUUCCCACUUACAAUGUAAAUCAGGUAUCUGUAGUCAACCUCUAGGUACACAGCAGAUCAAGUAUUAGCAUACAAUUGUCUUUUAUGGGGAACAGGAACAUUACUCUUGCUUCUUCAAGUGAUGGGAAAUCACAGUAACUACUGCACGUAUAUAAUUUUUGCAGCGGAGGUGUAAGUUGAUAAAUAGCUGUUACAACUCAAAGGAAGAUGUAGUGGAAAUAUAAUUUUAAAUUGGGCUUUUGAAAUGUAGACUAAAUUAGUUUUACUUUUUUUUGCUUCUCAUUAAAUAGCAGUAAAAAUAGGGGCAGUGGAAGAAUUUUAUGUCAAACCAACUGGAAUAAUUUCUCCCACACUAUAACUGGUGCCUCUUAUCUUUCUGUUUGUAGUACACUUUUUAGAAUAUGCCCAUUGAAAAUGACCCAGCAUCAUCCUAUUGCAUGAUUUGAUAAACCUGCAGUUUGCCAUCUCAGUCAGUCAUGGAAUAGAAUCCAUAGUAAUUCUGAGACUAAGCAUCUAGUGCAGUAUUUCUCAAACGUGGCAAUUGUUAAGAUGUGUGCACUUCAUCUCCCAGAAUUCAUCAGUUUGGGAAACAUUGAUCUAUUUUCUAAAGACAAGCUAUUUCACUGCUGCUAUCUAUCACAAGUAAGAGGUUGUUCUUAACUUGUAGCAGUUAUGCAUUUAUAAAAGAAAUGAAGGAGUAUAUUGCUGGACAAUGUCUAAUCCUUUGCAUUCCGUAUAUAAAUUACAUGAGUGUUGCAAAAUAUUCUAGAAUAGUGUUUGUAUGGGGUAAGAUUCAUAAAAUUAACAAGUCAGCUGUUUAGUUCCAAAAUAACAAUAUUCCCCUUUGCUCAUUUUACUUUUUAAUUUUCUGAUUAAAACCAGCAUAAAAUGUUAAGGAAUGUGCCUAAUUAAAUGAAUGUAAAUGUGGGAACAUUAAUUUCCAGUGAGGAUCAGUUACGAUGCCAAUACUGUCCACUUAGCUCAGUAAACCGUAUCAAUUAGAAUUAGAGGAGAAUGCAGUAUUAUGUCCCUUAAAUUUUAAAGCCUUUUUAAAUUGAAAUAUCUAUUCUAUUUUUCUUUUGUAAGUGUAGCAAUAAUUCUUUUUCCUUUAGUCUGCUGUAUAGAUGUUGGACAUUAAUCUUGUAAGGAUAAUCCUCAAUCAUGGCAGAUGCUUUGCAAUGGUGCCUUCCUUUUAGAAUGGUUUCUCCUUGCACUGAUUCUUGGAAAGACUACAAUAAGACCAAUAGUCCUACCAAUCUCUUCUUAGUCUUUUGAAUGUUCAUCCACAUUUAAUCAUUGUAGGCAAUUUAAUACACUUCAAACUGAUUUUUUUUAUUUCUUUUAUAGUGAAGAUCAGCA
Messenger RNA from Crotalus tigris (Tiger rattlesnake), 4479 nucleotides. It is a transcript of the gene MCC, whose product is annotated as MCC regulator of WNT signaling pathway. The record is from RefSeq and is a predicted model, not a curated record. The transcript is spliced from 17 exons. Lineage: Eukaryota; Metazoa; Chordata; Lepidosauria; Squamata; Viperidae. Gene Ontology annotation, cellular component: cytoplasm. Gene Ontology annotation, biological process: negative regulation of canonical Wnt signaling pathway. The coding region runs from base 22 to 2679 and encodes 885 amino acids.